CUGUACAACGAGGAUCUCGUCGAUUUAUUGGCCGACGAUCGUUCAGCGAGUGGUGGACUGAAGAUUCACGAGGAUGCGAAUGGUGAAAUCUAUUUGAACGGUGUCACGAGUCGAGCUGUUGCUAGUCCACACGAGACGUUGACUAUACUCAAAAAUGGAGCGUUGAAUCGCACAACGGCAUCAACCAAUAUGAACGAACAAUCGUCGCGAUCGCACGCUAUCUUCACGCUGAUGAUCAAGCAGCAACGCGUUGUCGCCAUGAACAAUGCGGACCUACAACCGCAGGUCAUUUUCACAGCUGAUCUUAGUUUAUUCCUCUUUGAAGCGGCUAAUCCUCAUCUUAUUCGUAUGUGCGGAUUAAUUCUUGAGAACGAAAUGGCGAUGACAGAAAGUACGAAUACGUGUGCGGCUAGCUCGCAGAGUGAAUUUGAGAUUCUGACCGCAAAGUUUCAUUUUGUUGACUUGGCUGGAUCAGAACGUUUGAAGCGUACAGGUGCCACUGGUGAUCGUGCCAAAGAGGGUAUAAGUAUCAAUUGUGGAUUGGUACGUAAUAUCGUUCUUCAAUAUUUAUUCAAAAACAUGAACUGA
Anisakis simplex (herring worm) is the source of this 588-nucleotide messenger RNA. NCBI's taxonomy places the organism in Eukaryota, Metazoa, Nematoda, Chromadorea, Rhabditida, Anisakidae. The record is from the annotation of a GenBank genome assembly.